Myotis brandtii (Brandt's bat) is the source of this 3675-nucleotide messenger RNA. RefSeq names its product protocadherin beta-15. Gene Ontology annotation, molecular function: calcium ion binding. The transcript is spliced from 2 exons. Gene Ontology annotation, cellular component: plasma membrane. The record is from RefSeq and is a predicted model, not a curated record. Gene Ontology annotation, biological process: homophilic cell-cell adhesion. Lineage: Eukaryota; Metazoa; Chordata; Mammalia; Chiroptera; Vespertilionidae. Bases 1554 to 3638 code for a protein of 694 amino acids.
UCAAUGGAAAAAAUAUUCUCAGGUGAGGAUUUAAAAACAUUGUAAUUAUAUAAAUUUAACAAUAGUUGGGUCAAAAGAUGGUGGAAUAUUAGUAAUUUGUAAGGGACACGCGCAAACUUUUGUUAGACUGCAUAUUUUUGAGAAUUGAUGGAUAUUUCCAAAUUGUACACUUUAUAUAGAAAUUCUUAGAAAAUUCUAUAUAAGAAAUAUUUAAUAGCAUUAGUGUCAUAAUAGCAUUAGUGUGAAUUAACACUGACAAUGUAAAAUACGUUUUAAAGAAAUGUAUACCCUAUUUGUAGAAUCAUUAUAGCCUGGUUGUUUUGUUCUUUCUUUUUUAUAAUGUAUCCUUUUGUUUAGGGGUGAGCAAGGGUAUUUUGCUAUUUAAUGAAAAACAUUUUAGAUCAUUCUGAGUUAUAUUAAAUUACUAUUCAAAAGAGCAUAGCUACUUGGGAGCAUGGUUUCUCAUAUAAUGAAUUAAGAUUACAGCAAAAAAAAUAUGGGCUUUUGCAUUAGGAGGAGAAUCCAUCUGUCAAAAUUUUUACAUUGUGAUUUCUUCAUUGACAUAUUCAACAAAUAUUUAUUGAGCAUCUGCCAUGUGCCUGGGACUAGCUGUUGAAGAAUAUCAAAAUAAAAAGUUUUGGAACUCUAGGAUGACACAGAAAAGAAAUAAGUAAGCAUGCUCUAUCAGAUGGUGAUCAAUGAAGCAUGCUCAGAGCUAAAGAAGUGUUCUCAUAUGCAUUUUCCUGUAGUUUAAAAGGUUAAAAUAUCAUAACUCUCUGACUUCAAGUAGAAAGAAUAUGUAAACUGCAAUGAACUAGUAGCUUUUUUCUGUGAUGUGAUUAACCAAUAAUAACCACAAUUCUGGCAUAUAGGCUGUCUAGAAUCUGAAAGAAAAUCUAGAGGAAUUCAUUCAUUUUUGCUGAGAGAAUUUUAAGGAAUCAUAUAGCUUGACUCUUAUUUUUACAAGAUGACUGAUCACUAAUAAGUCUUCUUUCACCUCUCAGUUCUCCAGAACAUCCCCCCAAAACUACAGGUUCUGGAAGAUAAAAACCAUGUCUGGGUUGUUUACUAAUGUAGCUCAGAACCUAGUACAUUAUAUCAAUAAUAGAUCUUUGAAUGAAUAAAUAAUUUUAAUUGCAUGGUUUUCUGAUUACAUCAUAUCCCAAAAAACAUUUCCAAAACUCCCAAUAGAUAACUGGUAUUACUAGAUAGAUAAAUGAUUGGGAUUACUAGAUUACUAUAGGUACAUACAAAUAGAGAAUGCAAUUGUAGCAAAUUUUUUCGAAGACAACGCAUGGUGGCGCUGCAGGCUAAGGCGAAGAAAAAGAAAAAGAAAAAAAAAAGAGCCCAGGAAAUUCAACUAAUUCAACCUCAGAUCGCUAGAGGAGGAGAAAAGCCUGUAACGGAGCUGAGGACCAGAGAGUGUCCAGAGAAUGCUACUCAGCAACAUUUCAGGACAGAUUACCAACUGAGAGAUCCAUCCCUAUCGCAGUCCCAUUGCUCCCUAAGGUAGAGCUGGGCCCGGUUCCUGGAAAGGUGUUUGUGAAAUAAAGAUGGAGGUCGGAGAGGAGCGCUUUCCUAAACAAAGGCAAGUCCUGGUUCUCUUUCUUUUGGUGGGAGUGGCUGUGGCAGGAUGGGAAUCCCGUCGCUAUUCCGUGAUGGAGGAAACAGAGAGCGGCUCCUUUGUGGCCAACUUGGCCAAGGACCUGGGGCUGGGAGCCGGAGAGCUAGCUGCGCGGGGAGCCCGGGUGGUCACUGAAGAUAAGGAACCCCGAUUGCAGCUUGAUCUGCAGACCGGGGACUUGAUAUUAAAUGAGAAACUGGACCGGGAGGAGAUGUGUGGCUCCACUGACCCAUGUGUGAUGCAUUUCCAAGUGUUACUGAAAAAACCAUUGGGAGUAUUUCGAGCUGAGCUACUGGUGAGAGACAUAAAUGAUCAUUCUCCUGAGUUUUCUGAAAGAGAAAUGACGCUGAGAAUCCCAGAGACUAGCCCUCCUGGGACCGUGUUUCCUCUGAAAAAAGCCCAGGAUUUGGACGUGGGCAACAACAACAUCCAAAACUACAGCAUCAGUCCCAGCUCCCAUUUCCAUGUUUCCACCCGCGACCUAGGAGAUGGCAGGAAAUACCCCGAGCUGGUGCUGGACAAGGAGCUGGAUCGUGAGGAGCAGGCCCAGCUCAGAUUAACCCUCACAGCCCUGGAUGGCGGCUCUCCACCCCUGUCUGGCACCGCCCAGGUGCACAUCUUGGUCUUGGAUGUCAAUGACAACGCCCCUGAGUUUGCACAGAGACUGUACCACGUGCAGGUCCCUGAGAACAGCCCUGUAGGUUCCCUAGUUGUCAAGGUUUCUGCUAGAGAUUUAGACACUGGGACAAACGGAGAGAUAUCAUACGCUCUUUCUUAUAGUUCUCAGGAGAUAAGCAAAACUUUUGAAGUAAACAGCCUUUCAGGAGAAGUUCGGCUAAUUAAAAAACUAGAUUUUGAGACAAUAUCCUCAUAUGAGCUGGAUAUAGAUGCCUCUGAUGGCGGGGGACUUUCAGGAAAAUGUUCAGUCUCCAUUGAGGUGGUGGAUGUUAACGAUAACUCCCCAGAACUAACUAUUUCAUCACUUACCAGCCCCAUUCCCGAAAAUUCCCCCGAGACAGAAGUGGCCCUGUUUCAGAUUCGAGACCGAGACUCGGGGGACAACGGAAGGAUGACUUGCUCUAUCCAGGAUGAUCUCCCCUUCCUUCUGAAACCAACUGAAGAGAAUUUCUACACCCUGGUAACGAAUGGGGCCCUGGACAGGGAGACCAGAGCCCAGUAUAAUGUCACUAUUACAGUUUCCGACUUGGGGACCCCCAGGCUGAAAACCCAGCACAACAUCACCCUGCUGGUCUCCGACGUCAACGACAACGCCCCCGCCUUCACCCAAACCUCCUACACCCUGUUCCUCCGCGAGAACAACAGCCCCGCCCUGCACAUCGGCAGCGUCAGCGCCACAGACAGAGACGCGGGCGCCAACGCCCAGCUCACCUACUCGCUGCUGCCGCCCCACGACCCGCAGCUGCCCCUGGCCUCGCUGGUGUCCAUCAACGCGGACAACGGCCACCUGUUCGCCCUGAGGGCGCUGGACUUCGAGGCGCUGCAGGCGUUCGAGUUCCGCGUGGGCGACGCGGCCAAGCACAGGCUGCUGGUGCUGGUCAAGGACAAUGGCGAGCCCGCGCUGUCUGCCAGCGUCACGCUGCACGUGCUGCUGGUGGAUGGCUUCUCGCAGCCCUACCUGCCGCUGCCGGAAGUGGCGGCCGACCAGGCGCAGGCCGACCCGCUGACCGUGUACCUGGUCAUCGCGUUGGCGUCGGUGUCGUCGCUGUUCCUGUUCUCGGUGCUGGCGUUCAUCGCGGUGCGGCUGUGCAGGCGGAGCAGGGCCGCCUGGGUGGGUGGCUGUUCGGUGCCUGAGGGUCACUUUCCGGGCCACCUGGUGGACGUCAGCGGUACUGGGACCCUGUCCCAGAGCUACCAGUAUGAGGUGUGCCUGACGGGAGGCUCUGGGAGUAAUGAGUUCAAAUUCUUGAAGCCUGUCUUCCCUAAUAUUCUAGGCCAGGACAUUGGGAGGAAGGCAGAGGGAAAUCCAACAUUCCAUGAUAGUUUAGGUAUCUGAAACUUUCCGCUUGUUGUCUCCUUUAUCUUUCCUUCAU